AUGACAGUUGGGGACCGUGACCAAGUGGUGAGGUCGUUCAGGGCGCCAAUUCCGGCAUGGUCGACUCCAGGGCCCAAUGUGAGCGGCAUGGACACCGAGGUCCCAGUGCUUUCCUACUACAUGUCUUCGGGCAUGAACCUACACGACCACUGUCAUAACGUCCACGGAACGUUCAAUACGCGUCAGCUGAUAACCGCCCUCUCGAAUGCCAUGGUUGGGAUCGGCGCCGAGAUCUUCGCGGAAGGGAAGGAUACGGAGGACUACGACGACCACGGCCGCAGCUGGACGGACGAGGACCUCAAAGGGUUCGUUUUCCACGAGGGAAUGGUCUACCCCCGGGACGAGGCGCCGGAAGAAGCCCUCAACCAGGGGAAGACGCCCACUCGGGCCGAAUUCGUACUGGGCAUCGUGAAUGCGGGCGGUCCAAGGGACGUAAGGCUGGAUGUACACGGCGACGGCGCUGUCUCUGUUGCCGCGCCCCUCUUCAACACCAAGGAGAAGUUGGAGUUGGACACGCCGAAGGAGGCAAAGAAGGUAACCCGCUACUCUAAGAAGGCCCGGCAAAACAUCGUCCCGGACGAGCCAGCCAUUGCCGCCUUCAAGGACACGACCGACCGCAAGAGCAAGGCAGCCAAGGGGGCAGACGACGAGACGGACGCAGAGGAUGGCAGGCAAGGCACACCGACACCAAUGCAACUACAGCCCUCUCAAACGCCAUGGUUGGCAUUGGUGCGGAGAUUUUUGCGGAGGGAGAUGAGACGGCUUUGCUCCUGGAUCGGUGUGGGAUAG
This is a messenger RNA of Westerdykella ornata, 789 nucleotides long. RefSeq lists its product as uncharacterized. NCBI's taxonomy places the organism in Eukaryota, Fungi, Ascomycota, Dothideomycetes, Pleosporales, Sporormiaceae. The coding region runs from base 1 to 789 and encodes 262 amino acids. The record is from RefSeq and is a predicted model, not a curated record. The transcript is spliced from 3 exons.